Molecule: messenger RNA, 455 nt
Organism: Funneliformis mosseae
Lineage: Eukaryota; Fungi; Glomeromycota; Glomeromycetes; Glomerales; Glomeraceae
Source: the annotation of a GenBank genome assembly
AAGAAUUAAUUAACCCUUUAAAUAGUCGAUCCAAGAGACCGCCGAGACCACCAAAUGGAUUCUUGCUAUGUAGAAAAAAUGUUCAUAAGGAGGCAAGGUUGAAAGGGUUUUGUAACAUGCGUGUGAUCAGCAAAGUUACCGGCAUGUUAUGGAGGAGCGCAACUCAAGAGGAAAAAGAAUCGUAUGAAAAACUUUCAGUUCAAGUCAAUCAGCUUCAUUCUCAAAGGUACCCGGGAUAUAAAUACCGUCCAACAAUCCGUCCAAGACUUCAGGCCAUAAGACCUUAUGUCGCUCCACCAAUCAAUCCCGAAGUCUUGACAGCUUUACCAACCCAAAUCAUCAAUAAUAAUCAGCAACCGGUUGCUUACCCAAUGUAUUAUCCGGAUGUCGUUGAAUUUCAAUUCCCUCAAUUUACUCAAGAGGAGCUCGCUUUACUUUCAUGUUAUUUAUUUUAA